UACGUAUCAAGAGAUCCACUCUCACGAUUGUGUUUGCUGGUUGCCACUGUAUUAUUUGGAUACGAUGUCGUUGUUGAUACCGCGCUGACUGGAUCUUGGACAUCAUUCCGGCAAUGCGGUGGUCGUCGCGAGAGUUCACGGGACCAUGAAGUAUCUGAGUGGCGUCAAGGUGUCACGGUUACAGGACUCAACGACAUUGGGAUGUGA
Messenger RNA from Colletotrichum lupini, 207 nucleotides. RefSeq lists its product as uncharacterized. The annotation marks the transcript as partial. The record is from RefSeq and is a predicted model, not a curated record. NCBI's taxonomy places the organism in Eukaryota, Fungi, Ascomycota, Sordariomycetes, Glomerellales, Glomerellaceae. The transcript has a single exon.